This is a messenger RNA of Cyphellophora attinorum, 1926 nucleotides long. Its product is annotated as Eukaryotic peptide chain release factor GTP-binding subunit. NCBI's taxonomy places the organism in Eukaryota, Fungi, Ascomycota, Eurotiomycetes, Chaetothyriales, Cyphellophoraceae. Gene Ontology annotation, biological process: translational termination; translation; nuclear-transcribed mRNA catabolic process, deadenylation-dependent decay. The record is from RefSeq and is a predicted model, not a curated record. The transcript is spliced from 2 exons. Gene Ontology annotation, molecular function: translation release factor activity; GTPase activity; GTP binding. Gene Ontology annotation, cellular component: translation release factor complex. The coding region runs from base 1 to 1926 and encodes 641 amino acids.
AUGUCGGGCAACUACGAUUCAUGGGAAGAUGCUGCGGAUGAGGAUCUCAGCCGGCAAGCGCAGAACAUGAACAUCAACGCCAAUGCCAACACUUUCCGGCCAGGCGCAUCCUCCUUCCAGCCUGGUGCCUCCGCUGGGCAGUUCGCCGCCUUCAACCAGAGUCCUGGCAGUUUUCAACCACGACAAGGUGCGCCGAUAAGUAUCGCUAAACGAGGUGGGAACGAUGGCGCCGCUCCUGCCGCCAACAACACACAGAGUACGCCUGCCUCUCAGCCUCCGAAGCCGGCUGCGGCUGCGGCUCCGAAGGCGAAGGUGCUCUCCAUAGGUGUACCAGCACCUCCCAAGACCGAGACCAAGAAGGCCGAUCCCAAACCCGAUACGAAGAAAGCAGAACCGAAAACAGAAGCCAAAAAGAUGGACACGGCGGAAGCCACACCUGCCGAGAAGGCAGCCAAAGUCGCAGCAACCAAAGCAGUCGCACCAAAAGCAUCUGGCCGAACCUCGCCAUCGCCAUCCUCGGGCAAGAAUUCGCCAACGCCAGGCGAAUCUACAAAGAAGGGUACAACAGCAGCAGAACUGCUCAAAGAGCAGGCGGCCGAGGUUGAUCAGUCUAUCUUGGAAGAAAUGUAUGGCAAGGAGCACGUGAAUAUCAUUUUUAUCGGCCACGUUGACGCAGGGAAAUCUACACUCGGCGGCCAAUUGCUCAUACAGACGGGCAUGGUCGAUGAAAGGACACUACAGAAGUACAAGAACGACGCCAAGGAUGCUGGAAAGGAGACUUGGUACAUCAGUUGGGUCAUGGAUCUGAACAAGGAAGAGCGUGCUAAGGGCAAGACUAUUGAGGUUGGCCGCGGCUUCUUUGAAUCAACCAAGCGACGCUAUACUAUCCUCGAUGCUCCCGGUCACAAGACGUACGUUCCAAACAUGCUGAGUGGUGCAUCACAAGCCGAUAUCGCCGUCCUGGUUAUCUCAGCUCGAAAAGGAGAAUUCGAAACAGGCUUCGAAAAGGGAGGACAGACCCAGGAGCACGCUAUGCUGAUCAAGACCACUGGUGCCAAGGAGCUCGUUGUGGCCGUCAAUAAGAUGGAUGAUCCUACAGUCGAGUGGGCACAAGAGCGGUACGACGAGAUCGUUGGCAAGUUGAAGCCAUGGCUGAAGAAGAAAUUCGCUUUGGAUGCCACGUUCAUUCCAUUAUCCGCGCAGACCGGUCUGGGCGUCAAGGAGCGCGUUCCUGCAUCAACAGCCAAGUGGGUCAAGAGUCCUUCACUACUCGAGCUACUAGACGGCAUGGACAAGCUCGAACGAAAUCUGAGUGCGCCUUUCAUGAUGCCUGUGGGAGCGAAAUAUCGCGACAUGGGUACCAUGAUGGAAGGCCGUGUCGAAACUGGCGUCAUCCAGAAAUCUGGCACAUACAUCAUGAUGCCAAACAGAGAAGAGGUUGCAAUUUCGGCGCUUUACGGCGAGACUGAAGAAGAAAUCCCAUACGCUGGUGCAGGUGAUCAGGUUCGUAUGCGAGUUCGAGGCAUCGAGGAAGAGGAUAUCUUGCCCGGCUUCGUGCUAUGCUCGCCAAAACGUCCAGUCAACUGCGUCAAAGAAUUUGAGGCUCAGAUCACUAUCGUGGAGCUAAAGUCCAUCCUGUCAGCUGGCUUCAAUUGUGUGCUCCACGUCCACGCUGCAACUGAAGAGGUCACCUUCGCAGCUCUUCUACACAAGCUGGAACCCAGGACCGGACGGAAGAGUAAGAAGCCACCACCAUUCGCAGCAAAGGGCCAGAACAUCAUUGCUCGGCUCCAGGUCACCAGUGGCAGCGGCAAAGUCUGCUGCGAGCUCUUCACCACGCAUCCUCAGCUCGGUCGUUUCACCCUGCGAGACCAAGGACAAACGAUUGCUGUUGGCAAAAUCACGAAGCUCAUUUUUGACGAGUAA